Molecule: messenger RNA, 3276 nt
Organism: Cordyceps fumosorosea ARSEF 2679
Lineage: Eukaryota; Fungi; Ascomycota; Sordariomycetes; Hypocreales; Cordycipitaceae
Product: Fibronectin type III domain protein
Exons: 3
Coding region: 1-3276 (1091 amino acids)
Molecular function (GO): protein binding
Source: RefSeq, a predicted model, not a curated record
AUGGCGUGGCAGUUUCUGGCAUGGACUGCCGGCACUUUCUUCGUCGUCUUCUUUUGCUACCUGCUCCGUCCGCUCGAGUUCUUCCCAAUAACAUUCUUCACCGUUAUUGCCGCCACCUUCAUCGUUUUCGAUCCCCGUGAAUGGAUGCUACAGAGCUAUUUGGAGGCGCAUGAGUUCUUACUCCACGUGCCCAUCAACAACUAUGUCGAGCGAUACUUGCAUACGGCUGUGACCAUCAUAUCGGGUCUUUGGCUUGUCCGCCGAACCUGCCAAACCUUGCUCAAACCAGUCUCUGAACUGGUCAUGAUACUCGGCGUUGAUAUCCCCGAGCCCCCUAAUGUCUGCCUGGCGGGCAUCCGCUCCGAUGCUGUUACCAUUACCUGGGACCGACCACCAACCAACAAGCCUGUCCACAAGUAUAAUAUUCAAGUCAACGGCGUCCAUGUGGGCGAGUCUCCUGGAAAUGAUUUCGCCAUCACUGUUACUGGCUUAAAACCGAGCCAUUAUUACAGUAUCCGCGUCAUCGCUGUCGCGCCUAACAGUUUUCAAUCACCAAGCCCUCCAGUGCUCCUGCAAACGUGGGGGAAAGAUGGCAAGCCGCAGCCUAUUGACGCUCCCCUUCCCGCACACUGUUCUACCGAUGAGCAUCGCUCUGGCACUACCGAUAAUGGCGAUGAUUCCGACUCUCCGUCCGGCCCCGUCCCCUCGCUCGAAUCUGCUCCCGUGCUAGACAGCCCCAUUUCCGUCCUUCGCGAUACCAACAAUGGCUCUCUGACGAACCAGCGACGAAACACUAUCAAUAGACGUCAUUCUCCUUCUGUGACAAGCUCUGAACGGCCGCAGACCAAACAUCAAGGUCCCAAUGAACCCGAUGAGUCUCUGGACGAGUUGAACAAGCAAUUUGAGAGUAUACGAAAGGAAAUCGACGACGUUGUAGCCCAAAUUUCCAAAGAAGAAACCGAAUUUAAACUCCAGGAGGACGAGUUAAAGAGAGAAAAGGAGCGCAAACGCCGAAUGCUUAAGGAGAAGGAAGAGUUCACAGCGCAGCUUAAAGUGCAAGUAAGAAUAAGCAUGGAGCAAAUGCGUACUGUUGAGAAAGAACGCGCAAAGAAGGAACAGUCUCUAAAAGAGAAGGAGGCCAAGAGAGCCAAGUCCAAAGACAACAUCAAGAAGAUGGAGCAGGAGAUUGAGCGCAUGAGAAAUGAGCGCAAGAAAUUUCAAGUGCAAAGAUGCGAAUUGGAUCAGCAACGAGACGAGAAAGUUCGCUCCCUCGACCAGGGCAAUAAAGAGCUCCAGGACAAGUGUGCGGAAUUGGAAUCUGAACUCAAGGAAAAGGGGAAACAGCUGCAGGAUUUGAAGGCUACGCGCGAGCUGUUGCCAGGCGCUAGUGACGAGCAUUGGGAUGAGGAAGACCGUCGUCUUCAGCAGGAAUUCAUCGUGUCUGAGCAGCAACUUAAGGCCGCCCUCUUUCAAGAGGUAAACCGUGGCCGCGAACUCGAGCUGCAAAUACAGAACCUCUCCGAACAGGUCGCCCAGGCUCAGCAGCGGUUCCAACAAACCUAUUAUCCGUCCAUGGGCUCCCCGGCUCCUGAUUAUGACGGCUCGAUUCCGGUUCAGCAAGCGAGGCCGAGUCUAAACGGUGCUUCUCCUCAUGAACAAGGCACUCCAUCACCGCACCCGCUUCCUACAUCCGAGUCAGGAUACCAGCCUCCUUCAACCUUCGUUCACCCACCAUUUCCUCCCCGGUUGUUUGUUGAUGAGCCAGAUCCAUCAGACGAGCCUCAGGCGGAGGUAGAGCUCAAGAUGGCUUCUGUGUCUCUCAGUCCAUUGGCUCAGACACUAUUGCCGUCCAACAUAUUCGACGAGUUAGACGAUCAGAGCGACGAGGGUCGGGCUGGGGCUCGCAUACAGGAGGCCAUCAGCAUUACAGGAGAUGAGCCGCACUCUCCCGCUUCGUCCAGCCCAUCAUAUCGCGCAUUCUCAAGUCCUCAUGGAUCAAGUCACAAUCUGCCCUACCCCCAGUACGAACCCGCGGAGAGGAGCUCGUUGAACCCGCACCAAACACCAAACUCGCCGGCGGCUAGCACCCACCGGUUCAGUGAUCUACUGUCCACGUUUCAACGCAAUCGUGGCACGAAGCCUGUUGAUGAGGGGCCUCCUAUCGGUAGCCUCAAACCCGGUCAGAGCCAAUCAUUCCCUCGAGGAGCGGAAGAAUUCGAGGGCAACGAGGUACGCCGCAGGCGCAACUUUCUUUGGUCUGUUCGUAGCCCGGCCCGCCCAGAGGGUACAACUAGCCACUUUUCGCUGGUCGGCAGAAGGCUGAACUCACUCUCCAACGGCCGGGACAGGGAUCCCGAUUCGCGGCCUGCAUCUAUUGCAUCGGCCGAUAUGCCCAGGCCGUCAACAGACAGCAGUUCCAUCUGGGGCCAGCCAAACGAUGGCAUGUUGCCCAAACACAGAGCCUGGCAAGCUGGUGAAGGCCCUUGGCCUUCUCGUAGCAACUCGAGGCGACCGUCCAUUCAUGGCACGGGGAAUUUAUUGACAACGACGCUUGCCUCCGCCGAUGAUGAGAUUCUUGAUGAGAACGACUUGCGUAAUCCACCACAGGUCGGCGUCAUUGGAUCAGGCCCGUCGACAACCACCAAAUCUGUCAAUCAGAGGCUCAACCCGAAUGCGCCUACGUUCAUGGGCAAUAUGGGCAAUCUCUUCAAAAAGGAUAGGUUCAAGCCCCAAGAGGCAGCUCCGAGUCUCGAGCUGCCGUUGAAAACGGAUGACUCGUCAUCUAAACGCAGAAUCUCUCACGAAACUCAGUCAAUUCACACACAAGCGUCGGUCUCUGUAUCGGAAUCACAUGAGUCAUUGACUCUGGAUGGAACAAUAUCAAACGCACCGUCCGACUUGAACUCUUUGUCUGGUUCGGUCUCCAAGGACGCAGAAAACAAGGUUAAGAAGCUCUUUCGAAAAGGCAGCUCUGGCAAGUUUAGCCUAACUUCGCGACUUGGCAAGGAUUCUGGGCUGUUUAAGAAGGGCCCCGGCAGCACAGCCAAUUCAGAUAAGAACGUCCCGGCCGAUCAGCGAUCGAGCAUUGGUGAUGUCGAUGAUGUGGGUGAGGACGUCCAAUUCGGGCGCAGCUAUGAUAGCAUGGCAAGCAGCUCGGCCCCUGGAUCAAAGGGGUCCAAGGACGGAAGCCAAUCUAGGAUGGCGUCCUGGCGCUUCCCUAAGAAGAAGAAGGGUAAGGAGCUGGCAGUAAAGGAAAACCCAGAUACUGGCGAAUGA